This is a messenger RNA of Coregonus sp. 'balchen', 9204 nucleotides long. NCBI's taxonomy places the organism in Eukaryota, Metazoa, Chordata, Actinopteri, Salmoniformes, Salmonidae. The record is from the annotation of a GenBank genome assembly.
AUGGAGUCUCUAAUCAGCAAUUACAUCCACAGAGACAGGCUUCAAGGUAAUUAGUGUGCUAGCUAGACAGAGCUUUCAGUCGAGAGCUAUAUGUAAGGUACAAGGUUCCUUGAUCCCCUCCUUGACUAGAGAUCCUAUCCCUCCUAUCCCCCUCUCAGCCCUCCGCCACUUGACUCUGCUCACCUUGCUGCUGAUUGUCAUGUAGUUGAAUGAGGUUCAUGAGGAGACGACAGGUUUAUUUAAAUUCUGGUGCCAUAUUGCAAAACCAGUCUGAGAGUGCUAAUCAAUGUCAUUGAAAGAAUCCGCUCUCUGAAGUAAUGGGAUGUAUGUUUGGAUCUGUCUAUAGGUGCAUAUCAUAUGCCACCCUAUUCCCUAUAUCGUGCACCACUUUUGACCAGAUCUCUAGUUCGUGGCUGCCCUAUGCGGCUCUAGUCAAAUGUACUGCAUGAUAUAGUGGAUAGGUUGUGAUUUUAGGCAUAUAUUCUACGUUGUCAUUGCAUGUGUUGAAUACGAUUUUGACUACCCACAAGCCAUCUCAUCUGCCUCAGAAACAAGUGUUCCUCCAUUCCCAGACAUCCCCAGACAGUGAACUGUACUCACCUAUCUGUCGCUGGCGUUUAGAGCUGUUGGUUAGCGAAGCGGUUUUAUUAGUUUAUGAGCUCCUAUGGGGAGAGACGGUGGGGAAAUUGGUUCCUCUGCGAUCACAGGGUAGAGAGGAAGAGAAAAAAACUGUUUCUCUCUCUCUCUCUCUCUCUCUCUCUCUCUGUCUCCCUCUCUCACAUUCUUGUUAUCACUCUCUCUCUCUUUCUCCUGGCUCUCAAUGUUUACUGUUGAAUAAAACGGAUUAAUCAAAACACUAUUUUAUUAGUGUCUGCUGUGGAGGAGUGCUUGUUCCUGGGAGAAAGCAGGAGCCCAAAUAGACUUGUGUACAUUACUAUAAUUCUAAUCCAUUCACACAGGCUUGCUUGUUCGCCUCCACCCAAAGACAGAUUCCUGGAAACCAGGGGUUGGAACCAAAAUUAUUGUUAUUAGUUUAGUUCUGAACAGAACCACAAUUUUUUCGUUUCGUUCCACUGUUCCGACCAGCAAAAUAAAGUUCUGAACCGGUUCAAACCAAAACUUUUUACCAGUUUAUAUUGUUCCUUUCUGUUCCUUUUUUAACCUGUGAAAUCAACUGUUUUUUACAUUUUGCUCAUUCAAUUACUUCACCAAUCAGUGCGGAUAGAGCAGGCAAGCUAGUUGUUUACAUGCGUGAUGGACAUACAAGUGUAGCCUAUGGCACAAGAUGCGACUGAAAUAACACUGGAAUAUGUUUCUUAGUGACAGAGUGAAGGGCUUUGCAUAGGCACUUUGUUGCGUUUUUAGAAUGCCUUGAACGUAAAAUAACAUUAUUAACCGGUUCCCAUGCUUUUAAAAUAAUGGUUCUGUUCCGGAACAGUAUGGAUCACUUUCAUUCCUGGUUCCGUUUCUGUUCCUUGAAAAAAUAUUUUCAGGUUUUUGGUUCUGUUCCCUGAACCGGUUCCAACCCCUGAUGGAAACCUUUUGAGGGGUUGUAUUACAGCACAGCUACAUUUUUCAUUGCACUAUGCUGUUACAUACAGUGGCUUGCGAAAGUAUUCACCGCCCUUGGCAUUUUUCCUAUUUUGUUGCCUUACAACCUGGAAUUAAAAUGGAUUUUUUUGGGGUUUGCCUCAUUUGAUUUACACAAUAUGCCUACCACUUUUUCUUGUGAAACAAACAAGAAAUAAGACAAAAAAACAGACAACUUGAGCGUGCAUAACUAUUCACCCCCCCCAAAAUCAAUACUUUGUAGAGCCACCUUUUGCAGCAAUUACAGCUGCAAGUCUCUUGGGGUAUGUCUCUAUAAACUUGGCACUUCUAGCCACUGGGAUUUUUGCCCAUUCUUCGAGGCAAAAACUGCUCCAGCUCCUUCAAGUUGGAUGAGUUCCGCUGGUGUACAGCAAUCUUUAUGUCACACCACAGAUUCUCAAUUGGAUUGAGGUCUGGGCUUUGACUAGGCCAAUCCAAGACAUUUAAAUGUUUCCCCUUAAACCACUUGAGUGUUUCUUUAGCAUUAUUCUUAGGGUCAUUGUCCUGCUGGAAGGUGAACCUCCGUCCCAGUCUCAAAUUUCUGGAAGACUGAAACAGGUUUCCCUCAAGAAUUUCCCUGUAUUUAGCGCCAUCCAUCAUUCCUUCAAUUCUGACCAGUUUCCAGUCCCUGCUGAUGAAAACAUCCCUACAGCAUGAUGCUGCCACCACCAUGCUUCACUGUGGGGAUGGUGUUCACGGGGUAAUGAGAGGUGUUGGGUUUGCGCCAGACAUAGCAUUUUCCUUGAUGGCCAAAAAGCUCUGACCAGAGUACCUUCUUCCAUAUGUUUGGGGAGUCUCCCACAUGCCUUUUGGCGAACACCAAACGUGUUUGAUAUUUUUUUCUUUAAGCAAUGGCUUUUUUCUGGCCACUCUUCCGUAAAGCCCAGCUUUGUGGAGUGUACGGCUUAAAGUGGUCCUAUGGACAGAUACUCCAAUCUCCGCUGUGGAGCUUUGCAGCUCCUUCAGGGUUAUCUUUGGUCUGUUGCCUCUGAUUAAUGCCCUCCUUGCCUGGUCUGUGAGUUUUGGUGGGCGGCCCUCUCUUGGCAGGUUUGUUGUGGUGCCAUAUUCUUUUCAUUUUUUAAUAAUGGAUUUAAUGGUGCUCUGUGGGAUGUUCAAAGUGUUUGGUAUUUUUAUAUAACCCAACCCUGAUCUCUACUUCUCCACAACUUUGUCCCUGACCUGUUUGGAGAGCUCCUUGGUCUUCAUGGUGCCGCUUGCUUGGUGGUUCCCCUUGCUUAGUGGUGUUGCAGACUCUGGGGCCUUUCAGAACACGUGUAUAUAUACUGAGAUCAUGUGACAGAUCAUGUGACAGGUGGACUUUAUUUAACUAAUUAUGUGACUUCUGAAGGUAAUUGGUUUCACCAGAUCUUAUUUAGGGGCUUCAUAGCAAAGGGGGUGAAUACAUAUGCACGCACCACUUUUCCAUUAUUUAUUUUUUUAGAAUAUUUUGAAACAAGUCAUUUUUUUUCAUUUCACUUCACCAAUUUGGACUAUUUUGUGUAUGUCCAUUACAUGUAAUCCAAACAAAAAUCUAUUUCAAUUACAGGUUGUAAUGCAACAUAAUAGGAAAAACGCCAAGGGGGAUGUAUACAUUUGCAAGGCACUGUACAUACUACAUGGACAUAUGAAUUCAAUGUCCACCCACAGCCCAUUUCACCACCAAAAACACCAACAAUUCAACGCUCUUCCUGAUUGUUCAUAUCCACUCUGAUUGGUUCUAGAGCUCUCCCUGAGAGCCGACAUGUCUAACUGCCCCUCCCCACUGGGCUGCCCGACCCACUUCUCAGGCUCUCCGGGGAUGAAGAUAUACAUCGACCCCUUCACUUAUGAGGACCCCAACGAGGCUGUCCGUGAGUUCGCCAAGGAGAUUGACGUCUCCACCGUCAAGAUCGAAGAAGUCAUUGGCGCAGGUAAAUGUGGAUGGAUGUGUGCGUUUGUUUGUGCUCUCUCUCUCUCUCUCUCUCUCUCUCUCUCUCUCUCUCUCUCUCUCUCUCUCUCUCUCUCUCUCUCUCUUUCUCUCUCUCUCUUUCUUUUUCUCUUUUUCUCUUUGUGUAUCUCUCUAUCUCUAUUUUUCUCUCUCCCCCCCACCUCCCACCCUCUCUCCCUCUCUCCCUUCCUAACACCCUCCCUCUCUCCCUUUCUAACUCCCUUCCUCUCUCUAUCUGGGGACAUGUCCUCCCUCGAUGGGCCAGGCCAGACCUUGUUGACUGUAUGGGGACAUGCUGAUUUGUGUUGAUUCAUACAGGGACUAAAAUAACAGCAGGCUAAUGAGACAAGGACUGGAGUAGCCUCUCGUGGUCUGGCUGAGACACACUGCAUGAUAGGAGUGGUCCUCUGUAGCUCAGCUGGUAGAGCACGGCGCUUGUAACGCCAAGGUAGUGGGUUCGAUCCCCGGGACCACCCAUACACAAAAAUGUAUGCACGUAUGACUGUAAGUCGCUUUGGAUAAAAGCGUCUGCUAAAUGGCAUAUUAUUAUUAUUAUUAUAGGAAACGAGGAAGGAUAGGGGAUAGGGGAGGAGAUGGAGGAGUGGGAUGAGGGGAAUGAUAGAGGAAUGGGGGUUUGCUAAUUACAGAUUUCCGUUUUUUGUUUAUUCGGUGGUGUGAGAUCUCCGCGGGAUGCCUGGAGAAUGAUGACUAAUCAAGGAAUGGAAAUAGUAGAUAUUUACUGUGAAUUUGUUGUAUUAUUCUUUUAGUUUCUACUUAUGAAUGCCCUUCCCAGAUUCUGAGCUACUGUUCAACAAGAUAGCCCCAAUGUUGAUCUCAAAUGAGACAAUUACAUUAGAUUAUUGAAAACACAAAGGUCUAAAUAUAUUCUGCUUGUUAACUCUGGUCCAACAUACAUGUUGUGUAGGGUCCCUGGUCAUAUAGGGUCCCUGGUCCCUCUCGAGCCAGAUUAUAUUGCACUAGCGUGAUCGAAUGGAUUCAUAUUUACUGAAAUCUCAAGGUCUAAUAUUGACUUGAUCUCUCUAGACUGUUGAUCUAGCGCUAUAACCACACACUAUACCUCUCUCUCCCCCAGGUGAGUUUGGUGAGGUGUACAAGGGACGCCUGAAGCUGCCAGGCAAGAGGGAGAUCUACGUGGCCAUCAAGACCCUGAAGGCAGGAUACGUGGAGAAGCAGAGGCGGGACUUCCUGUCCGAGGCGUCAAUCAUGGGACAGUUCGACCACCCCAACAUCAUCAGACUGGAGGGCGUGGUCACCAAGAGUCGGCCAGUCAUGAUCGUCACAGAGUUUAUGGAGAACGGGGCCCUUGAUUCCUUCCUGAGGGUGAGUUAUAGAACAUGUGUGUAUCAAGUGUCUUAGAGUAGGAGAGCUGCUCUAGGAUCAGCUGGACCCCCUGUCCCACGUAAUCUCAUUCAAUAUGAUUUAAAAGGCUAAACUGAUCCUAGAUCAGCACUCCUAAUCUAAAACACUUUAUGAAUAUAAGACAAGGAAUAUGGAUGGUGUUCACUCCGCUAUGUCUUAUUAAUAAUUUAUAAACACUGCUUACCACCUCUUUUUUAUAGUUUAUUAUAGUAAAUGUUAUACUGUGGUAAUAGUUUAUUUAAAUAUUUUUGCUAUUCACAUAAUAUGUAUUAUACAGUAUGUUGAUAUACACUGAGUAUGCAAAACAUGAAGAACACCUGCUCUUUCCAUGACAUAGACUGACCAGGUGAAUCCAGGUGAAAGCUAUGGUUCCUUAUUGAUCACUUGUUAAAUCCACUUCAAUCAGUGUAGAUGAAGGGGAGGAGACAGGUUAAAGAAGAAUGUUUAAGCCUUGAGACAAUUGAGACAUGGAUUUUGUAUGUGUGCCAUUCAGAGGGUGAAUGGGCAAGACAAAAAAUGUAAGUGCCUUUGAACGGGGUAUGGUAGUAGAUGCCAAGCGCACUGGUUUGUGUCAAGAACUGCAACGCUGCUGAAUUUUUGACACUCAACAGUUCCCGUGUGUAUCAACAAUGGUUCACCACCCAAAGGACAAUUUGUGAUUGCAAUAAACAUACAAGGACACCUAACAGCAGUUCAUGACCCAUGGCAAUGUACUGUACAUUUCUCAGCCUGCAAUAGGGCUUAGGCUUAUAGAUCACAGUCAGUGUAGAUUUGAAAAUGUACCGAACGCAAUUCCAUUCUCUCCUCAUCAAAGACUUCCUGAAAUAGCCAAUUUAUGUCCUCGUUUAAUUUCUCCAUUCAUGCCCCAAGCUCUUAAUGGACUAUCCCCUCGCUCUUUUGUAGCUGGGACGGAACGAGCGAGUGUACAGCUUAAUCAAUAUUCAACCCAUAUUUUUUUCUCUCCUUCCCUUCUUCAUUCCCUCCCUCCCGUCAUCUCAUGGAUUGGUUUUACGCUCUACUUUGUUCUAAUGCUGGUUUAAAGGGACCCUUUGAAGUUGGCUUUGCUAGCCGCCACCUCCGUCUUAUGUUCCCAUCGAUCUUACCCUACCCUCUUAUUUGUUAGUGUGUGUCAAAGCUCCUCUGAGCAUUGGAGAUACAGGGAGGAACUAGGAAGGAGUUGGGGGGAGAGAGAGAGAGCUCCUCCAUGUGUGAGUGUUACCAACAGUGAUGUACGAUGUACAAUUUUCACUAGAAAUAUCCUCUAGCAACUCGUUUUGAUAGGAUCGUGUUUGAAUAAUCCAAUUUAGUAAUCAAAAUGUAUUCUGCCCCCCUCCUUUUGAUGUAAAAUAGGAGAUGAUAUGCAAUACAAGGGCUGUCUGGGACUGUGUCGAUAGUGUGAUACACUAUUAGAAAAAAGGGUUCCAAAAGGGUUCUUCGGCUGUCCCUAUAGGAGAAGCCUUUUUGGUUCCAGGUAGAACCCUUUUGGGUUCCAUGUAGAAACCUCUGUGGAAAUGGUUCUACAUUGAACCCAAAAGGGUUCUACCUGGAACCAAAAAGGGUUCUUCAAAGAGUUAUCCUAUGAGGACAGCCGAAGAACCCUUUUAGGUUCUAGAUAGCACCUUUUUUCUAAGAGUGUAUCGUAAAAGUAAAAAUCAAAAGAGCAAAUCACUUUAAGUAUAAGGCUUGAAGAUUCUGUCACAGACUCCGAAAUAACUAGUUUGCUGUGUUGGAGAAGUGGGUCGCACAGAGAUAGAUAGGCAGCAGGUUAGGCUGUUUGUCACACCCUGUGUGUAUGGAACAUUGUACGUACUGUAGGUGUGACGGCAGAUCUUGUACAAAAGUGUGCCCUUACUUCCUGACUGUGGUGACACGGAUGUGGCUGUAGGCUUUUCUAAUCUGGGAACGAGAUCCCAGAAGACGUGGAAGGAAUUUGCAACACAGAACAAUGUUGGCUAGGCAUGGCCUUUAUACAAUCUGACACUCACACAAAAUCUGUUGCAUAGUAAAAUGUGCUUGUGUUAGUGUCAUGUUGUUGCGGUUUUUAAAUCAAUUGCAUUUCAAUCAAAUAGAGCUAUGCAAUCAAAUAGAACUGUGUAGGUCUAUACAUCUCAAUGCCUAAUACUGUGAAAUAGUGUAGAAUAUUUGUCACGCCCUGGCUCUGGGACUCUGUUAUGUUGAGCCAGGGUGGGUUGUUUCUAUGUGUUUUGUGUGCUAGGUUGUUUAUCUAGUUCAUUUGUUUCUAUGUUGGCCGGUGUGGUUCUCAAUCAGAGGCAACGUAAAUCAGCUGUUGCUUGUUGUCUCUGAUUGGGAACCAUACUUAGGUAGCCUGUUUUUCCACAGUGUUUGUGGGAUCUUGUUCCGUGUUUGGUUAGUGUCUAUUGCCAAGGACGUCACGUAUCGUUUUGUUGUUUUGUUCGUGUGAUCAUUAAAAAUAAAAGUAUGUCCGCAUUCCACGCUGCGCCUUGGUCCUCUGUGUUCGGCGAUCGUGACAGAAGAUCCCACCAUAACUGGACCAAGCAGCGUGUCUAGGAGCCAACGCCAGAGAGGGCCCUAAAGGAUAUCAACCUCGACUGGGUCAAGCCACGGGAGGAGGAGAGAGGUUGGACUUUGGAGCAGAGGAGCGAGAGUCUGGCGAGAGCCAUGGAGGCCUGGCCCACGGGGAGGAGAGACGCCCAGAAAUUUUUUAGGGGGGGGCUCACGCCGUGGACGACGGGGCAGCAGGAGGCCGGGAUAGAGUGGUUCAGCGGGUUGGCAAAGGAGGCCGCCAGGUUACGGGAGUCACUGGUCACCAGGGGGAAGGAGAAUGUAGAGGCACGGCGAGAGGUACUGGGGUGUGUUGCCAGUCCGGUCCGGCCCGUUCCUGAACCCCGCGUAGGGCCAGUGGUGUGUGUCCCCAGUACGGUCCGGCUUGUUCCUGUCCCUCACACCGAGCCUGUGGUGCGCGUCGCCAGCCCGGUCCAGCAUGUUCCUGCCCCUCGCACCAAGCCUGUGGUGCGCGUCGCCAGCCCGGUCCGGCCUGUUCCUGCCCCUCGCACCAAGUGGUGCGCGUCGCCAGCCCAGUCCGGCCUGUUCCUGCUCCCCGCACCAAGCCAGUGGUGCGCUUCGUCAGCCCGGUUCGGCCCGUCCCUGCUCCCCGCACCAAGCCUGUGGUGCGCGUCGUCAGCCCGGUCCGGCCUGUUCCUGCUCCCCGCACCAAGCCAGUGGUGCGCUUCGUCAGCCCGGUUCGGCCCGUCCCUGCUCCCCGCACCAAGCCAAUGGUGCGCGUCGUCAGCCCGGUCCGGCCUGUUCCUGCUCCCCGCACCAAGCCUGUGGUGCGCGUCGUCAGUCCGGCACAGCCCGUGCCUGGGUCACCGGUGCCUGGUCAGGUACCGGUUAGCUGCUCCACAUCGGAGCCAGAGCGAUCCGCUCCACCGAUGUCCAGUCCAGAUCCAGCCAGCAGGGCCAGACCGGACCAGGGGCGCUAUGGGGGGUUUGUUGGAGGGUGGGGGUCAAGCCCGGAGCCGGAACCGCCUCCGAGGAGGAAUGCCCACCCGGCCCUCCCCUGUUCGGUUUAUGUUUGGCGCGGUCGCAGUGCGACCGCGCCUUUGGGGGGGGGGGGGGGGGGUACUGUCACGCCCUGGCUCUGGGACUCUGUUAUGUUGAGCCAGGGUGGGUUGUUUCUAUGUGUUUUGUGUGCUAGGUUGUUUAUCUAGUUCAUUUGUUUCUAUGUUGGCCGGUGUGGUUCUCAAUCAGAGGCAACGCGAAUCAGCUGUUGCUUGUUGUCUCUGAUUGGGAACCAUACUUAGGUAGCCUGUUUUUCCACCGUGUUUGUGGGAUCUUGUUCCGUGUUUGGUUAGUGUCUAUUGCCAAGGACGUCACGUAUCGUUUUGUUGUUUUGUUUGUGUGAUCAUUAAAAAUAAAAGUAUGUUCGCAUUCCACGCUGCGCCUUGGUCCUCUGUGUUCGACGAUCGUGACAAUAUUGCUUGUUUAUUGUCGACAUCUCAGCUGAAAGGCCUGCAGAUAGGCCUGUAGAUGACAAUUUUCAUUUCAUGACACUAACAAUCCCUUUUUACCUCUCUCAAUCUCUCCUGCAGCAAAACGACGGUCAGUUUACCGUGAUCCAGCUGGUGGGCAUGAUGAGGGGCAUCUCAGCGGGCAUGAAGUACCUCUCUGAGAUGAAUUACGUCCAUAGAGACCUGGCUGCCCGCAACAUCCUGGUCAACAGUAACCUGGUCUGCAAGGUGUCCGACUUCGGACUUUCGCGCUACCUCCAGGACGAUACCUCUGACCCCUCUUACACCAGCUCUCUGGUGAGUCCUACUCUCUGA